AUGGAUAUGGAUGUGCCGGUGGCGUGCUUCUUUCUUCCUUUUCUUCCGUGGCCGCCAUCGAGUUAGGAGCGUGGUUCCUGGCGAGCCGUGAAAACUUAUAAAAAUGGCUUGUGCCCGACCGUUAGUCUCGGUCUACUCCGAGAAGGGAGAGACAUCCGGCAAAAAUGUGGUUAUGCCAGCCGUCUUCAGGGCUCCCAUCCGCCCAGAUGUCGUGAACUUCGUGCACACCAACAUGCGCAAGAACAAGCGUCAGCCCUAUGCUGUCAGUGGACUGGCAGGUCACCAGACCAGUGCUGAGUCCUGGGGUACAGGAAGAGCUGUGGCUCGUAUCCCCCGUGUGCGUGGUGGCGGUACCCACCGCUCCGGCCAGGGUGCUUUCGGAAAUAUGUGUCGUGGUGGCCGCAUGUUUGCACCCACAAAGACUUGGCGCCGUUGGCACCGCAGGGUCAACAUUAACCAGAAGCGGUUUGCCAUCUGCUCUGCUUUGGCAGCUACUGCUCUGCCUGCCCUGGUCAUGGCCAAAGGGCACCGCAUUGAAGAGAUCCCUGAGGUCCCAAUUGUUGUUGAUGAUAAAGUUGAGGGAUACAAGAAGACCAAGGAGGCUGUGCUUCUGCUGAAGAAGCUGAAGGCAUGGAACGACAUCAAGAAGGUUUACGCCUCUCAGCGCAUGCGUGCCGGUAAGGGUAAGAUGAGGAACAGAAGACGUAUCCAGCGUAAGGGACCAUGUGUCAUCUACAACGAAGACAACGGUGUGACCCGAGCUUUCAGAAAUAUCCCUGGUAUCACACUGCAGUGUGUAAACAGACUGGACUUGCUGAAGUUGGCUCCAGGUGGUCACCUCGGCAGAUUCUGCAUUUGGACCGAGAGCGCUUUCCGCAAGCUGGACGAUCUCUAUGGCACAGGGCGCAAACCCUCCACCCUUAAAGUUGGCUACAACUUGCCAAAUCACAAGAUGACCAACACAGAUCUGACAAGAAUCCUUAAGAGCGAAGAAGUACAGAAGGCAAUUCGUCCUGCCAACCGCAAGACAAAUCGCAGAGUUCUGAAGAAGAACCCACUGAAGAACCUGAGAGUGAUGAUGAAACUCAACCCCUAUGCCAAGACAGCCCGUCGUCGUGCUAUUAUGGCACACAACCCCGAGAUCAAGGCCAAGAUGCUGAAAUCCAAGAAGAAGAAGGUUGUGAGGAAGACCAAGAAGCCUGCUGCUGCCGCCGCCCCGGCCAAGGAGUAGAGCUCAUUACACAGACUGUUGAGUUCAGAAAUGCUUUCAAAUAAAACACCUCUUCAAAAUUCUGCUAA
Paramisgurnus dabryanus is the source of this 1299-nucleotide messenger RNA. It is a transcript of the gene rpl4, whose product is annotated as ribosomal protein L4. Gene Ontology annotation, cellular component: ribosome. Lineage: Eukaryota; Metazoa; Chordata; Actinopteri; Cypriniformes; Cobitidae. The record is from RefSeq and is a predicted model, not a curated record. Gene Ontology annotation, molecular function: structural constituent of ribosome. Gene Ontology annotation, biological process: translation.